Messenger RNA from Chaetomium strumarium, 1057 nucleotides. Its product is annotated as ribosomal protein L15e. The transcript has 3 exons. Gene Ontology annotation, cellular component: cytosolic large ribosomal subunit; ribosome. The coding region runs from base 322 to 933 and encodes 203 amino acids. Gene Ontology annotation, molecular function: structural constituent of ribosome; RNA binding. The record is from RefSeq and is a predicted model, not a curated record. Lineage: Eukaryota; Fungi; Ascomycota; Sordariomycetes; Sordariales; Chaetomiaceae. Gene Ontology annotation, biological process: cytoplasmic translation.
AGCAUGCCAAGCGCCUUGGCCAAGUUGAGAGAAGGCAGAGCUCGGACAAGCCGCACUAGUCCCAAUAUGGCCUAGCGGCUUAGCCCUUCGGUUAGGGCUUUCGCUUUUCCACAACUGUAGAGUUCCCGAAAUUUUGUGCCUCCCGACUCUCAACACGGCCGAUUCCUUCGACAGUACUAACAACAGGAGUUCGAGGCUGGUGCGUAUAUCCCGCUUCUCGCGAAGACACGGUUUGCAUUUAUCUGCUUCACUCAGCCUCGAUUUUACACUGCCGAAUUUCAUUGGCAACGAGGUGCUGACCUGCGAGAUUGCACAGGCAAAAUGGGUGCCCUUAAGUACCUCGAGGAGCUUUCGAAGAAGAAGCAGAGCGAUGUCGUUCGCUUCCUUCUUCGGGUUCGCUGCUGGGAGCUCCGCCAGUUGAACGUCAUCCAUCGUGCCUCGAGGCCCAGCCGCCCGGACAAGGCUCGCCGUCUCGGCUACAAGGCCAAGCAGGGCUAUGUCAUCUACCGCGUGCGUGUCCGCCGUGGUGGCCGCAAGAGGCCCGUUCCCAAGGGUGCCACCUAUGGCAAGCCCACCAACCAGGGUGUGAACCAGCUGAAGUACCAGCGCUCGCUCAAGGCCACCGCUGAGGAGCGUGUCGGCCGCCGCUGCGCCAACCUUCGCGUCCUGAACUCCUACUGGAUCAACCAGGAUUCGACCUACAAGUACUACGAGGUCAUCCUCGUCGACCCUCAGCACAAGGCCAUCCGCCGCGACCCCCGCAUCAACUGGAUCGUCAACCCCGUGCACAAGCACCGCGAGGCUCGCGGUCUCACCGCCACCGGCAAGAAGUCGCGCGGCCUCAACAAGGGCCACCGCUACAACAAGACCCGCGCCGGCCGGAGAAAGACCUGGAAGCGCCACAACACCCUCUCCCUGUGGCGCUACCGGUAAAUGUCGCGCACCAGAAGUGGGCGACCCUAAUGGAUAUUGCGUCGGCGAUGGUAUUCCGGCUCUGGCUCUUCUGCUUUGUGCGGUGAAAUGGCAUAUCGAACGGGCUGGCUUGCCCGGGGGCUAC